Molecule: messenger RNA, 1010 nt
Organism: Gasterosteus aculeatus aculeatus (three-spined stickleback)
Lineage: Eukaryota; Metazoa; Chordata; Actinopteri; Perciformes; Gasterosteidae
Source: RefSeq, a predicted model, not a curated record
CUAUAGGAGUCUUUUUAAACCCUAGUAUGUGUACUUCUACUUGAGUAAUGAAUGUGAAUACUUUGGACACCUCUGGAAGCCAAACAGAAUUAGAGCUACUUGCUUGUUUGGGCGCAUCGAGUGGAAGCGGCCUAAUGACAGACGUGCAGAACUUUUGAGUCGGUUUGGAGCGAAAUGCAGCCGCUCCCCUGGUUUGUGCUGCUGGCGCUUUGUGCCCCUGAGUUCUGCUGGUCCGGACCUCUCCACGCCCAGUGCAAAGUUGAAUGGUACUUUGGGAUACCUUGCAGAGUGGUUUAUGAAUCCCUGCUCUCACAGAUUAACAUGUGGAGAACCAUGGCUGGCUGCACCAUGGGAGGACAGAGGUGUCUGUACAAGCUGCAGUCUGCUUCUGUCCACUUCAUAGCAGCCAAACACACCACUCCCUUCACGGGGUACGUGGACGACAUCAACUACCGGCUGGCCUCCUAUCACUUCUUCUCCUGCUGUCACGUUUCCGCCAUGUCCAUCUCUGAGACCUGGUAUGCCGUUAAAGACCACGGCACUAACUACUGCAACAUCUACAACCUCAUCGAAGGAAGUGGUCUAACCGAAGCCAGAGGUUACAGAGAGGUCACCAGUGACUUCCUGUGUACCCAACGCUCCUCUGCUAACUGCACCGUCUACUGACGCAAUAUUCAGCUUAUACAUCAACAGUCGACGUGUUCAUGCCGCUUGUUACUGUUGUAUUUGGGAGUUUGUUCUGUUUACAUUAAGGAAUAAAUACGUAAUGAAUAUACUGUAGAACUGUACCCAAUAUGGUCAUUUAAUGUAUUUUUACACACCUGCACCUAUUCCCACCAUGACAUGAAAUCUGCUGAUGAGAGGAGUUUGGCUUUUUCUUUUCGUUCCCUAAUCCGCUCGUUCAGUUUUGCUGGAGCAUUUUCCAUUUCUCUCUCUUUGGAGAAGUUUUACGUUUCCAGGGUCGUGGCUGCGUUUUUUGUUGGACAAUAAAAACUUCAACUGAACCUUAA